Molecule: messenger RNA, 2976 nt
Organism: Sphenostylis stenocarpa
Lineage: Eukaryota; Viridiplantae; Streptophyta; Magnoliopsida; Fabales; Fabaceae
Source: the annotation of a GenBank genome assembly
AUGAUCGCCUCCACCUCCAACAUUGGAACUCAUCCUCUGUGUUUUCUCUUCAAACCAGCCACACAGGCGACAACUGGGUUUCUUUCUCUUACACUCCACUCUCGAGGUAUUGCUGUUGCACUGUCCUCGUCGUCAACUAGGACCACCCAGAGGCUCACGUGCCACUUCAACGGCAAAGAUGGAAGCUUUGAGCAGCAAGAGGAAGAGGGUGAGCGUGAGGUGCUUUGUGACGUCCAAGUGGUAUCGUGGAGGGAACGCAGAGUUCACGCCCAAAUCACAGUCGAUGCUGACACUGAAUCCGUUUGGAAUGCUCUCACUGAUUAUGAGCGUCUCGCUGAUUUCAUCCCAAAUCUUGUAUGGAGUGGGAGAAUUCCUUGUCCAUACCCAGGAAGGAUAUGGUUAGAGCAAAGGGGAUUCCAAAGGGCUAUGUAUUGGCAUAUAGAAGCUCGUGUUGUCUUGGAUCUUCGAGAAGUUUUCAAUUCACAAUGGGAUCGAGAACUUCACUUUUCCAUGGUUGACGGGGACUUUAAGAAGUUUGAUGGCAAAUGGUCCGUAAAAUCUGGAACAAGAUCAUCAACUGCUAUUUUGUCGUAUGAGGUUAAUGUGAUACCAAGAUUCAAUUUCCCAGCUAUUUUUUUGGAAAGAAUUAUCAGAUCUGAUCUUCCUGUGAACCUUCGAGCUUUGGCAUACAGAGCUGAAAAGAAUUUUAUGGGAUAUCAGAAACUUCCAGUAUCGGAAAAUCAGUUGCAUAAAACUUAUGUGGCCAUUAACGGGUCAUCUGUUAAAAAGAUAAAUGGUGCUUUGUUUGAAAGUGUUAAAAAGAUAAAUGGUGCUUUGUGUGAAAGUGAUAAGUUGCCUCCUGCACAGAACAAAAGAGAAAUUGCCUCCUCUGUUUCUGGUUCCAUGCUCACAUCUUCCAGUGAGGUGAGAAGCAACUGGGGUGUAUUUGGAAAAGUUUGCAGGCUUGACAGACCGCGGAUGGUGGAUGAAGUUCAUCUCCGCAGAUUUGAUGGACUUCUGGAAAAUGGAGGUGUUCAUCGUUGUGUUGUUGCAAGCAUUACCGUUAAAGCUCCUGUUCGGGAAGUAUGGAAUAUUCUAACUGCCUAUGAGACUCUUCCUGAAGUAGUUCCAAAUCUAGCAAUCAGUAAAGUUGUAUCACGAGAUAACAAUAAAGUCCGUGUUCUUCAGGAAGGGUGCAAGGGCCUACUUUAUAUGGUGCUUCAUGCUCGCGUUGUGUUGGAAUUGUGUGAAUAUUUAGAACAGGAGAUCAGUUUUGAACAAGUUGAAGGGGACUUUGACUCGUUCCACGGAAAAUGGAUUUUUGAGCAACUAGGAAAUCAUCACACGCUGCUAAAGUACUCUGUGGAGUCAAAAAUGCGCAAAGAUACUUUCCUUUCUGAAGCCAUCAUGGAGGAGGUCAUUUAUGAAGAUCUCCCAUCAAACUUGUCUGCAAUUAGAGACUAUAUUGAGAACAGGAAUGCAUCAAAAUCUUCAGAAUAUAGUGAGCAGAAUACAAAUUCAGGGCAACAAAUUGUUUCAUCAGGCUUUCAAAAUGAUGACAACACUGGUUCAGCUGUGGAAGUUCCUAAUUGUGAUGCUCGAUGUUCAUCUCAGCAAAGACCUAAGGUGCCAGGCUUACAGAGGAAUAUUGAAGUACUAAAAUCUGAACUCCUGCAAUUCAUUGCAGAACAUGGACAGGAAGGAUUCAUGCCAAUGAGGAAGCAACUUCGUUUGCAUGGAAGAGUAGAUAUUGAGAAGGCUAUAACUCGCAUGGGUGGGUUCAGAAAGAUUGCAACUGUAUUGAACCUUUCUUUGGCUUACAAACACCGCAAACCAAAGGGUUACUGGGACAAUCUUGAAAAUUUACAGGAAGAGAUAAGUAGGUUUCAAAGGAGCUGGGGAAUAGACCCUUCAUUCAUGCCAAGUAGAAAGUCAUUUGAACGAGCAGGGAGGUAUGAUAUUGCGCGUGCUCUGGAGAAAUGGGGUGGACUACAUGAGGUUUCACGGCUUCUCUCUCUGAAGGUAAGACAAAGGAGCAGACAUGACAACCAUGGUAAGGAUAAGAAGAGUGAUCAUACAGACAGUGAGAUGAAGACGCCAUAUGGAGUGCUGGCAGUGACUUAUUCUGGCCCCCCACAACCUAAGUUGACGAAGGAACAAGGGAAAACACAAUCUGAUAAUGGUACCGUUGUUCUUUCCUCACCCCUGUUGGCAUGUGGUGAACUUGUAGCUCUUAGGCAAAUCCAUUUACACCAUCAAUUGCUAACAUUGGCCUUCUUCAGAAACUUGGAUUUGCACGCCGUUAUGAUUUUGCAUAAUUUUCAGUUUCUUUUGGGAACUAAUUUUCUGAUUUGUAAUACAUUAGCCAAUAUGAAACUUCAGUUUGGUGGGAUUUGUAAGGUCAGUCUGCUUGGGUGCAGGCAACUGGUGUUGGUAAUGGCAACCACGGCCUGUUUCAUCAUCGUUAGCAGAAAUGACAUUCCUAUAUAUGAAGCUGAAGUUGGAGUAGCUGCUAAAAGAGAGGACGCAGCUCAGCUGCAUCAAUUUAUCCUCCAUGCUGCUCUAGAUAUUGUUCAGGACCUUGCAUGGACUACCAGUGCGAUGUACUUGAAAUCGGUAGACAGGUUUAAUGAACUUGUGGUGUCCGUGUAUGUUACAGCUGGUCAUAUCCUUCAUAUAUGUGGUUUAUUUAUUGAUGAGAUAAAAAAACUUGUAUGGCUCUUAUUAUUGAUGUUGCUACAUGACUCUCGUAAUGAUGAUGGCAUUAAAAGUUUCUUCCAAGAGGUGCACGAGCUUUACAUAAAGAUUCUCCUCAAUCCCUUGUAUUUGCCUGGCUCCCGGAUCACGUCCUCACAUUUUGAUACUAAAGUCCGAGCUCUUGCACGAAAGUGGUUGUUGAUUUUGCUAAUGAAGGCUAUUGUCGAGAAACUAUUCGAUAUUUCGAGUACUAGUGGCUACAUUUGUAAUACAUAUUAA